GUUUCGUUAUGUUAGUCACGAACACAUCACUAAAGCCAUUUUUUUUUCUCUGCGAAAAUUAAGUUUGACGUGAGAGCCUACAAAAUUUUCGAGUGCACUUCAAUAUAGAAAAAAACACUCAAUAACCAUCUACAUGUAACAUGUUCUCAUUGAAUUCUUUAAACACCCAAAACCAGAUUUUAGUUAGUUUUAGCCAAUUAUCUUCAAGAUAUUCAAGUGUUUUUCGACAUCGUAAGCAAAACAGCGGGAAAAAUAAAAAUGUGAGGGGGCAAGAGGGUUCAGUCGCACAUGACGCAAUAGUUUGUCAGGAAAGUCUCGAGGAAACUAUCAGGAACUUUGAUAAGAAUGUCUUAAGUGAGAUGAAAACCAUAGAGUUUCGUACCCUGGCGACUCGGGCGUGUCGUCCGCGGCUGCGAGACAUGGCGUCCGCGCGGAAGGUGUCCCACAUAUCCGCCGACAGCUUCGAGCAGAACAAGAACGGGUGGCAACAUGUGCCUGCGGUCACUGUGGACUUUACUGGCAAACGGACGAGACUAAACAUACACGAGAACUUCAGCCGCCUCCUGCUAGGCGGGGGUACGUUCCAGUUCGCCGUGCAGACGCGCGGGUUCAAGACCGAGCGCGGCAUACACGCCGACCUCAAGCGGAACCCUAACCUCAUUAAUAGGCUUCGCUUAAGCGCCCAAGAGCCAGACAAGCAGCAGCAGUGCCCGGAGGUGGCUCCUCGCUUAGACAAGCUGCUCAAUGAGGACUCUUCACAUCUCACGCACCAGCAGAAGGACAAGAUCAAGAUCGCCUUCGCUGAGGGGUAUCUUGCAGGUUCACAUCCUGACAACGUCCGCGGCACUAAAGCCUCAAAAUACCUGAAGCUGGUGCAGCAGCUCCUCACCAUCGUGCUGUUCCUCGCUAUCUUCGUCAGCCUCAUGGCGUCCGUCAGCGGCACUGUCUUCAGGAUCCAGCUGGGUAACCAGGUGGAGGUUGACCCUGAGGACAUCUCCGUCACCUUCGAGGACGUCAAGGGCGCUGACGAAGCCAAACAGGAACUUAAGGAUGUUGUGGAAUUCCUAAAGUCCCCGGAGAAGUUCUCGACCCUGGGCGGCAAGCUGCCCAAGGGGGUGCUGCUAGUGGGCCCCCCCGGCACCGGCAAGACGCUGCUGGCGCGGGCCGUGGCCGGCGAGGCACGGGUGCCCUUCUUCCAUGCUGCCGGACCUGAGUUCGAUGAGAUAUUGGUGGGUCAGGGUGCGAGGCGUGUUAGGGAUUUGUUCAAAGCGGCCAAAGAACGUGCUCCGUGCGUGAUAUUCAUAGACGAGAUAGACUCCGUCGGUGCCAAGCGGACCAACAGUGUACUACACCCAUAUGCUAACCAGACAAUAAACCAGCUGCUAUCAGAAAUGGACGGCUUCCAUCAGAACGAGGGCGUCAUAGUGCUCGGAGCCACCAACCGUCGCGACGACUUGGACCAGGCGCUGCUGCGGCCGGGACGCUUCGACGUCGAGGUAAACGUACCAACCCCAGACUACGGAGGUCGUCGCGAGAUUUUAGAACUGUACCUGGCUCGGGUCCGAGCUCAUCCGGAGGUGGACUGCGACGUGCUGGCGAGAGGCACUACCGGCUUCACUGGCGCCGACCUGGAGAAUAUGGUCAAUCAGGCUGCUCUUAAGGCAGCAAUAGACGGCGCUAAGACCGUCACGAUGAAGUACUUGGAAGACGCGCGGGACAAGGUGCUGAUGGGCCCCGAGCGACGCUCCCGCCUGCCGGACGAGGAGGCCAACACCAUCACCGCCUACCACGAGGGGGGACAUGCUAUUGUGGCGUACUUCACUAAGGACUCACAUCCACUACACAAGGUGACGAUCAUACCGCGCGGCCCCUCACUUGGACACACCGCAUACAUACCUGCUAAAGAAAGAUACCACGUGACGAAGCAGCAGUUGCUUGCGAUGAUGGACACCAUGAUGGGAGGCCGGGCCGCUGAGGAACUCGUUUUCGGACCAGAGAAGAUCACCUCCGGCGCAUCAUCAGACUUAAAGCAGGCGACGUCAAUAGCAUGUCACAUGGUGCGUGAGUGGGGCAUGAGCGAGAAGGUGGGGCUGCGGACCAUGGAGUCCUCGCGCACCGCCCUGCAGCAGAGCGAGCAACUCGGCCCCUACACCAACGAGCUGGUGGACGGUGAAAUCAAGAAGAUCCUGUCGGACAGCUACGACCGCGCCAAGGCCAUCCUGCGCAACCACGCCAAGGAGCACAAGGCGCUAGCCGAGGCGCUACUCAAAUACGAAACUCUAGACGCAGACGACAUAAAAGCCAUCAUGAACGGCGAGAAAAUCAAAGUAGAACGUCAUGGGCGGCCCAACAAGGAGCCCUCCCCCAGCUCCGCCCCCUCCGCGCCCUCGGGGGCGGGGCUUCUCGGCAGCCCCCACCCCGCCCCCGCCUAGCCACGCCCACAACCCCUACAUGUGCAAAUUGAAAAUUUUGCAGGCACCAUCUGUAAAAGAUUUGAAAAUAAAAAUAAGUAAAACAUGCUAUGAUUAGUCAGAGUUUGAUUGUAGCUAGAUAUUGUAAUUUAUGCCUUCUGGUAAUGAGAAGUGAGAACGUUACAAAAUAGUUGUAAUUUUAAGACGUUCUAUUCAGUCGAGGUAUAACUCAUGUACGAUCUUUAAAUAUGUAUAAAGUAAUUGUAAAAAAAAACGUUCCCAAAACAUUAUUUUUCUGAAUAUAUGAGAUUUUUCCAGUGCUUAAAAUAUGAAUUUGUUAUUAAUUUCGAAGCACUACAUAUCGAUUAAUUUUAUUUUACAAAAUAGUUUCACCCUUAGACUCUUUGGUUUAAAAAUAAAAACAAAACGGUAACCAGCCGUAUACUUGCCGCCCAUUGGUCUAAUCUGCGACAACUGAAAAUGGUUCGGUUAUAGUUUUAGUUAACUGACCAAUAUUAACAGAAAAGUAUAUUAAUAAAAGUGCCGAUGUUAAAGUGAGAUAAAGCUAUAGAAAGUAUAGUGUCAUCACUUUUGCACAAAUUAACUAGACCUUUGUAUCAUGUGUUAAUCAUCGAAAUCUCUUAACACGUUUUCCUUUCGAAAUAUUAAGUAUUAAUGUAUAUUUAUCUCGUUUUGUCUAAAUAAAAAAUAAAUUCUGACUUAACCCAGGCUCUACUCUGCUGACUUUUUGUAAUACUUAGUUCUUACAAAAAUACCAUUCCUGAUAGAUUUGCCAAAAAAUACAUUUUGCACUUAUUCUCUUAUUAUAACAAAAAAAUAUAGUAAAAAAAAAGAUUAUUACUUAAAUAAGACUGUGUUAGAAGAAUUAAUAAGUAGGAUCAAAAUCACAAGAUAAUAUAUGGGUUAUACCUUUAAUAUUAUUUUCCAGUUUAAUUUUUAUUUGAGAAACACGGAAGAAGCAAUAUGAUAAAUAUAUAUUAGUCUAAAUAGAUAUUUUGUGUAUUUGUAAAGAGGAAUAUCAAUAAAAAAUUAAAACUGGUAAAUGUUAUUUAUUUACCUUACCUCAUCUUGCUUGGAACCAAUUAGGUAUUUAGGUAUUCAAGAAAUUCAUAUUUACUAAAAAAAAACUUAACUACCUACUAUCUUAAACUAAUAAAUAAACUAUAUAUAGUUAUCGGCACGGAUAUUGAGCCCUGACCUUCACCUGCGCAGAAGCGAUUUAUUGGUUUAUUGCCUUAUGUGUACAAUGCGCAAAGCGAUCUCCACUCUUCCGCCGAGAGCUCAAUAUCCGUGCCGAUAACUAUAUUAGAAAGUUUUUUUUGUGAGCUUGCUGUUUUUUCCCCAGUUUCACCCGCAUUACAGGGAAACUCGUAUCUGAAUAAAAUAUAGCCUAUGUUAUUACUUAUUAGGGGAUAGUGGGUUCCAUAGUUCCGGAGCCCUAAGGCAGGGUACAAAUAAAACAUGUUUUCUCUUUAUUUUACAAGUAUAUACAUUUACCUCAAAGAAUCCAACAUUAUUUUUAGCAUACAAAAUCAUGCUUAAUUUCUUAGAUAAGAAAAAAACAGAAAUCCAAAGCUGCAAUUGUCAAAAUAAAAUACAAUUUGUAUUAUUUUCAAAAUGUCUAUAAACUCAAAGAUUUUUCAUUGUUUUAGUGACCAAAUAAAUUGUUCAAUAUGAAAA
This is a messenger RNA of Helicoverpa zea (corn earworm), 4112 nucleotides long. It is a transcript of the gene YME1L, whose product is annotated as ATP-dependent zinc metalloprotease YME1L. Gene Ontology annotation, molecular function: ATP binding; ATP-dependent peptidase activity; metalloendopeptidase activity. Gene Ontology annotation, biological process: protein quality control for misfolded or incompletely synthesized proteins; mitochondrion organization. The record is from RefSeq and is a predicted model, not a curated record. NCBI's taxonomy places the organism in Eukaryota, Metazoa, Arthropoda, Insecta, Lepidoptera, Noctuidae. Gene Ontology annotation, cellular component: mitochondrial inner membrane. The transcript has 17 exons. The coding region runs from base 141 to 2432 and encodes 763 amino acids.